AUGACAACAAGAAGUCACUCGUAUAUGUUUGAAAAUGAGAGUUAUAUUAAUCCGACAUCUCAGCUAAAUACAAAAAUACCUUAUAUUUAUUCAUUUUAUCAUAUUUGCAAUUAUACUGAUUAUGAAGGUGAAGAAAAUGUCGAAGACGACGAAGAAUUCUUCUCGGAAGAUGAUGGUUAUGAUCCUGAAGCUCCUGAAAUGUUGCCUUAUCCACGUAAAGAUUCAAUUACUACUAGUAGAUCAAUUUCCAAAAAAAUUCAUAAGGUAGAAUGA
Messenger RNA from Entrophospora sp. SA101, 273 nucleotides. Lineage: Eukaryota; Fungi; Glomeromycota; Glomeromycetes; Entrophosporales; Entrophosporaceae. The record is from the annotation of a GenBank genome assembly.